AUGACCGACGCUCUGUCUUCAGCGACCGAGUUUGUCAUGAUCGUAGCGCUGACGGAACGGUAUUACGUGUGCAGCUCAUACGAAGCAAAACGGCUGAUGUCCCACGACAACGACUUUAGGCCCACAUUCGGGGAUCAUCUUACCCGUGGCUUCAGGUUGAUCGCCGUGGGCAACGACCUCAGACACCAGGGCUUGGCAGACGUCGUCUCUGUGAUGUAA
This is a messenger RNA of Colletotrichum spaethianum, 219 nucleotides long. RefSeq lists its product as uncharacterized. Lineage: Eukaryota; Fungi; Ascomycota; Sordariomycetes; Glomerellales; Glomerellaceae. The transcript has a single exon. Bases 1 to 219 code for a protein of 72 amino acids. The record is from RefSeq and is a predicted model, not a curated record.